AUGAGUGAUGUUGAGGCGGUUUCCCUACCCGCUGCUCUGGACGUCGACCAGAAUCCCCUCGCUGCGGUGAAGACGGAUGCUCCAGGACCUUCGUACCCUAGGAAGUCUGAUUUCGCUCCAGCUUCACCCUCACACCUGACGAGUAAUGGAAGUAAUGGCUUGGAACCGGUGGAUUCGGAGAUGGCAGAGCAGGACGAUGAGCUAGAGGGUCCCCCAAGCCCCAAGGCUGAUUCUGAGGCAGAAACGAUCAUCCAGUCAGGACGAGAAUCCCUAUCACCAGAGAAGAAGAGAAAGCACAUCCGACACGACCCUAUUCGUCAGGUUGUCGAUGGUAUCGAUGGAGGUCUGCGCAAGAGGCCGCGCAUCAAUGCCGACCGUGGAAACCGGCUCUCUAGGGAUUCUCGAGGAUCCCGUUCACCCAGCCCGUCCCAUCGACCUUCUUCGCCCCCUUCAGUUGUGAAAGUUGAAAGAUCGGAUGAUCCUCCCUCUGUGACGAAGGAGGUGUUGACGGAGAGUAAUGCCAAUGAUGUGGACAGGCCUCGGCCGUAUCGAAAACGAAGUUUCAGCGACAGCGUGGAUGAGAAACGAGAGCGCAGGCGCGACUCCCACGCCAGCUCAACCAUCCGCGAACUGAAAAAUAAUGACAGUCUCUUUCCUCGCCCUCGACCUUCCUCCAAUGCUCGUUCCGUUUCUCCGACUCGCUCCUCCCAUCAACGAUCGGCCUCUGGAUCGCAGCUUCCCUCCAAGAGGAAGGUACCUACCCCGUUGACCGGUUUCCAACGUCAAAGCUCCGAGGAUCGGCAAUCAACAUCCUCCUCUGCUAGUGGUUCUCCCAUGCCAAGUACUCAUCUCCGUCGACUCGGUUCUGGAGUGGGCGCGUCCGCUUCACCUGCAAAACACAUGGGUCCUAAGAAGUUACGCGACAAAAGUGGCCGAACGCCUUUGGCUAGGGCAUGUGCCGAUCGAAAGUAUGACCAGGUGGUCAUGCGCCAUGGCGAACGUCCCGAGGAUUUGAACAUUCCCGACAACGCUGGCAACACCCCUCUCCAAAUCGCAUCCUUGAAUGGAGAAGGCUCGAUCGUGAAGUUUUUACUGGGUGCUGGCUGCGAAAUUGACACUAAGAACAUCGACAAAGAUACCCCUCUCAUUGAUGCAGUCGAGAAUGGAAAUGUCGAAGUGGUGAGACUGCUACUUGAAGCUGGAGCAAACCCCCGCACAGUGAACGCUUCUGGCGAUGAACCCUACGAAUUAGUUCCAACAGAUCUGGACAAGGACGAGUACGAUGAGAUCCGAAAAGCACUUGCCGACGCGAAGGCAAACCUACGGCCCAGUCGACGAUCCGAGGAGCAGAUCGGCCCAGACACCAAGAUUUCAUCAAGACGAGCGUCGGUUGCAAGCCCCUCGCGAAGCCCCCCACCACUGGGGGGUGCUUCGAAUCGCCGGAAGACUGGACGGAGUGAGGUUACAAGAAAUGAUUUGUUGUGGACCCAAGCGACAUCCGAAAACCUGCGAGACUUCGCUGCCAAGGGUGACGAAGUCGGAGUUGUUAGUAUCCUGAACAUCCUGCAAAAGGCCGACAAUGCAUCUUUGAUUGCUGCUGCGAAGGGGGGUCAUCAUGAUGUUCUUUCCCUCAUGUACGCCAUGGGAGAUGCCGAUGCCGACCCUGAUCCCCUGCGCGGCCACAAGCCAGGCUAUAACACUCCCAUGCUCGCGGCUAUCGGAAGAGGCAAGUCUGAUGUCGUCAGUCUCAUUCUUUCCCAACCUGGUUUCAAUCCCACCCGUCGACUUUUCGAAGACCGAUCUUACCAUGAGCUUUCCCGAGCCCGACAAGGUGAAGACUGGGAGGAAGAAUACGACCUUCUGAAGGCAGCUUAUGUGAAGGCUGGAGGCUCUGACAAAGACCGCAAGGAUUUGCAUUCACCACGACGAGCGCGUCCUAAAGAGAAGGACGACAAAAGGUCAUCGCGGCGUCAGUCAUCUUCUCCUGUGGCUCGACAGAAAAAACCUGUCGAAAGUCCAAAUACCAACCGCCCACGAUCUGCCAAGGAGGUGCAAAUGAUGAAGGAAAAAAGACGAGAAAAAGAGAAGGCGCGCGAGAUGGGCCGACCGAAGUCGUCUGCUCGUGAUGGUAGUGAUGCUCUCGCCAGUUCUGACCAUGAUUCGGCACGUACCGACUCUGUCAAGCCUAAAACUGGUAUCUCUGCUCGGAGAGGUAGCGAGUCUAGUGGCGUGGCUCGAAGUGAAGAAGUGAAGAAGAGACGCCUCAUCGCAGGGCGACGCCCCCAGGAUCAUGACCGCAGGCCGAGUCUGUUUUCGUCCGAUUCUCUUUCUGGUCGCGAGGAGGCACCAAAAUCACGCAACGAUACCAUUCCCGAUACCAACUCCUCACUCAAGCGCAUCCGUGCCGAUGACGCCUCCCCUCCCCGAGCUCGCUCUCGCGACACAGAAAGUGAUCGACUGUCACCCGAACGAAAAAAGAAACGACGUGUUGUUUCCGAAGAGAAAUCCGCAAAUAUGCCCAACGGUGGCUCUAAGAAACAUGAAGAUACAGGCGCGAGUGAGAAGACUCAACCUCGUCGACCCCCCGAUGAUACCCCGCGUGGUGAUGGUCCGGGACGUAACCUUGGUCCUCCCUCGAAGAAACCAGACACCCCUUCACAAGCAUCGGACAACGCACCACCAGAAGAGUAUGGUGCAAUCAAGACAGAGCCCCAGGAACCCGUUACAAACUCAGUUGCUGAGGUACCCACCAAUACAAAGCGUGAAGACCAAGAAGCAGAGAAGCGUCGAGAGGCGGAGGCAAAGAAAGCCGAUGAGGAACGCGUGGCCGAAGCAAAACGUCGCCAAGAAGAAGAAGCGGAACGGGAGGCCAAACGCAAGGCCAAACGCGAGGCUGAACGGGAAGCUGAACGGGAAGCUGAACGGGAGGCUGAACGAGAAGCUGAACGAGAAGUCGAACGUCAGGCAGAACGUGCUCGUCUUGCCAAGGAAGAAGCCGAUCGAGCUGCCCAAGCUGCCCGUGCUAAGGUCGAAGAAGAUGAACGCAAGCGCAAGGAAGCCGAGCAGCGACGCGUGAAACAAGCCGAAGACGAGCGCCAAAAGCGCAUGGAACAAGAACGGGCUCGCCUUCUGAAAAUCCGUCGCGACCAAGAGGCCCUUGAACAACGACGUCGGGAUGCUCUGCCAGGUCGCCUUCGCAUAUCUGCCAAUUUCGUGGGAUCUAAUGAUCCCCGUGCUCGAAGCCAUUCCUGGCUUACGAACUUCAUGCCUCUCGUCACGGCGACCACCCGACAACUCGACCCCGAAUGUGUUGGAGAAAUGGCGAAUGACAAAUGGAUUCCGAAUUACUUGGUUGCACCCUUGCUGGCGACCAAUGACCUCCAACUCUCUCAGUAUGCCAGCUGGGAGAAACGCAAUGCAACUGAAACCCAGCGCAUGAAUCUCUGGCGAUGCACCCGCCGGAUGCUGGUGUACACCGAUGACCCAAAAUACCGCAACGCAUCGUUUGGAGAGAUCAUGCAGCUGGAUUGCGACACACGGCCCAAAUACUUCGAAAUGGAGCAUAUCUUCUGGAUCCGACUCUCUGAUUUCACGGAUCUCGUUCCACACAUCCCGCAUCUCAAUGGCCUCGACCUGACUUUCCUCAGCAUGCAUAUCGACCCCGAGCCAUCAGAUGCCCCGAUUGUGGCGGAGAACGCCCAAGUCAAUGGGCACUCCUCGGGCAUACUCGCGGCCGAGACAAACGGCUCCACAGGACUGAAUGGCCAUAGCUUGCCUCGGCCUGGUACAUACUUCUAG
Penicillium manginii is the source of this 3798-nucleotide messenger RNA. RefSeq names its product putative histone deacetylase complex subunit (Hos4). The transcript is spliced from 2 exons. The coding region runs from base 1 to 3798 and encodes 1265 amino acids. Lineage: Eukaryota; Fungi; Ascomycota; Eurotiomycetes; Eurotiales; Aspergillaceae. The record is from RefSeq and is a predicted model, not a curated record. Gene Ontology annotation, molecular function: protein binding.